AUGUUGAAGGCCUGCGAGCACUACUCCAUGCAGUUCGCAGCUUUCCUGCGAACUUGUGAGGACCCGCACCGGUUUUGCGCAGUAGUCGGUGUGCAAGUACCGGAAGACCAAUUUCAGCGGGACGAGAAGUCCUACGCCAAGAGCUGGGCUUACCACGGCCAGUGUUGCGCAAGCAUGUUCUUGAAGAAAAUGAGAGUUCAAGUUGAUCUGCAGCCGCUGCUUCAGAUCGUGCAGGAGGAUGUGCGGCGCCUCCUCGAGCGACCAGACUGGGUUGGAAAGGGCACAGAGGAUGACGUCGUCAUGGCCGUGGCUGAUCCCACGGGAGAGGACUAUCCCCUGGUCUGGAUCUCCCACGGAUUCGAAGAACAGACGGGCUACCAGCGCGAGUGGGUCUUGGGGCGAAACUGCCGCUUCCUCCAGCCCAAAGACCACGACCGCAACGAGCGCUUCAACGGCGAUCAACUCGACAAGCUCCGCCUCUUCUGCCAGGAUGCCAGGAAGAGUCGCCGGCCGACGCUCACGAACACCUUCGCCCUGCUGCUGAACGAGCGCAGGAACAGCUCACCGUUCUGGAACCUCAGCAGCUACCUCCAUGUAGAGGUCAACGGCAAGCCCUUCAUCGUUUCGGUUAUGCUGCCGUUCCGCGAGGAGAAAGUUCGCCUAGCCGAGCUGCUCAGCUUGGAUCCCGAGGCCCUGGCGCAGCAGCAGCGGCUGAAGGGCCUCCUGGCGCACCACGAGGGCGGAGCGAAAUUCACGAGCCUGGAGGCGGUCGUCCGGCAGCUAUUUUCUGUGUUCUUCGACGACUUCCCCAGAGUGCUUCAGGCCCCGUACCUCGCAGCAGCAAACGGCCCGCUGCGAAUGAUGCCUAUCUUUGGGUUGGAAGUCGGAGCAAACAACACGCAGGCAAUGGCUGGUUCCUUGAAGGCCGGACUCCGGCAUGUGCACAUUGUCCUGCCGAGUGGCCCCACGACGAAGGCAACGGAUGGAAGCACCUUCGUACGCAAGAUUUUGCCCUUGAAGCUGGCGGAAGUCAUGAACAACCUGCAGCGUCAGCAUUUGCACUAUCUCCGUGAGGCCAUGGUGAUCACCGUUCGGACACCGCCGCACCUCAUCUUCGUCCUGGCGGAGGUGCGCAAGACCCUGGCCACUGCGGGCUACGCAGUGCCGGCGAUGUGGUCUUCGAUCCUGGUGGCCUUGGCUGCGGUGGCCGGCGCCAUGCGCCCAAAGGCUGCCGAGGAGCCCAGCUUUCUGGAGGGCAGAUACGAGCGGUUCGAUCAGCUCUACAGGCAGUACUUCAAGCACUAUGAGAAGGGCACCCCUAGAAGCAUGCCAGGGCUGCAACCCCACGAGAUCCCUCUACAGUUCGAGUUCGAGGUCCCGAAGCGGAUGUAUGUCCUGAACAUGACACCCGAGCUGCUGCUGCUGCGCGGUGGCAUCACUCCGUCGAGCGUGAUGCAGGCCGGGGGGCUUGGUGCCACCUUUACUAGCGGCUCCCCCUUCUGGUACGUUGAAGUGGAUGGCCUGGGAAGCAAGCAUCACCAGGUGACUCAGGCCCUCCCGGAGGCCAACAGUGUGGUUGUUCGAUCACAGACUGUGCUCCAUUCGAGCUUCGCAGAAGACUUGGUGAACUACUUCGACAAGCUUCAUGUGCCGCAUGCGGUUCACAAGACUUCCUUUCAGUUCACAGUGGGCGUUUCUCUGGCGCGGAUGAAGCCACUGCUCAGCAACGCUAUGCCUCAUGCUACCCGUGCGCACGUCCACAAGCUUUGCAGGAGCCUCCAGUGCAGCGACAGCUAUGAGGGCUUGCUGCUUCUGGGCUCCAUGGUCCUGCGACAAGCUGCCGGCUGCGGUUCCUGUGGCUUCCCAAAGCGAUGCCAGUCCCCGUGGUUGCUCCGAACGCACUUCGGAGACCUAGUUCGAAGCCUUCCUCCGGAGGAGCGAGGUAACCUUACCGGCGACAUGCUGCAUGCUUGGGGCGGAGAUCCGGAUGCCCCCCUCUACCCAGAGGGCAUCAUGGACUAUCUGCACUUUCCAGAGAUGGCGGAAGUCGGGGGCAUGGUGCGAGCGCGCCGCGGCACGGAAAACAUCAGCCGCGAGAUGCCAGUGGAAGAGGACAGCUUGCUGCAACUAGCCAGCGACAUGCUUAGCCACAAAAAUCGGGAGCAGAUCGACAAUCGCCUACGAGGCCGCCGCUGCGAAGUCAACGCCGAGCGGCCGGCCACCGGCGGCGCCUGGAUGGCGCCCAGUGCGCGGCAGUGGCUGCAAGCCGCAUCUUUGGGUCAGGAUCUGAUGUCCGACCAUGAUUCGCCAACUUCCAAGGCGAGCCUCAGUCGCACCCUGUGGCGCUCCAUGGGACAGUGGCGUUUGUCGGCUGAGGAGCCGAGGAUCUUCCUGGAAUGCCGUGCGCCAAGCAAGUGCCUGGGCAAAAGCGAUGCCAAGUGGGCGCACCUCGGCUAUGAAGGCAUGCUUCUGGCCGUUGGCCUCUUCGGGGGCAACGCCCGGCUCUUCAGCGCCGUCCAAGCGGCCAAAGCUGCCCCAGUGUCCAUCUGUGCCGUGAAGGUCCACCCUGGGAAGAGGCCGGACGAGCCAGAGAUGCGGCUUUUGGCCAAGCUCGUCACAAACACGCCUUUUGCACGUCACCUUGGCGCCAUGGAGUGUCUAGCCGCGGUGUCGCAACUAUGCUCCGCCACAAAGAAGCAGACGAGGCUCUACAUCAUCCGGCACGGUGAAACCGUCUGGAAUGCAGAGCGCCGCAUUCAGGGGCAGCUUGACAUCGACCUCAAUGAAGUGGGCAAGGUCCAAGCCGAGAAUACUGCGGAUGCCUUGAGCCGGCUGGGGGUGCUCGGCCGCGCAGCGGCGGUCGUCAGUUCAGAUCUCCUCCGAGCCUCCAGGACGGCUGACAUUAUCGCGGCUGCCAGUCCCCGCAAGCUGCACCGAGCGAUGGAUGCAGGCUUCCGGGAGAUCAACUUCGGCAAGCUUCAGGGAUCGAGCUCAGACUGCCCUGACAGCAAAGCGCUCCAGACGGCGAACAUAAAUGCCUGGCUGCAAGGCGACCUCUCCAAGGGCUACCCUGAGGGCGAGGACGGCUGUUCACUCAUGUCGCGCUCGCUUUCGGCACUUCGCAAUGCUGCGAAGCUCGGCGAGGUUGUUGUCGUUGUGGCCCACGGCGGCAUGAUUCGCUGGACCGCGGCUCAGAUCGAAAGCGGCGAGGCGCCGCUCCGGAAGGGUGUGCCUUUCUCCGACUAUGCGGCCACGUUGGUGAAGCAGCCGGUGGUGAACUGCUGUUGCUCCACCGUGAUCUACGACCACGACUCCGACAGCUUCCACCCGGAAGCCUGGUUUGCGGACCUCCAAUCCGUGUCCCAGGUGAACACCGUGAAGGAGUGGCUUGGCCAUUUCAAGACAGCAGCACCAUGUGCUCGGGGGGCGGUCCUGGGCGAAAAGCCCAGGGAAAGGAUGUGCAGCCAGCGCAAAUGCGGCUUGGAAUGUUUGGGGAUCCUGCCCAUGGCCUACAACGUCUUCGGACCUGACCAGAGCUGGAUCCAGACGCCUCACGCACAAUCUGCGGCCGCCAGGCUCGGCAUCACUCCUGCGACCUUGGCCUUGAAGUGGCUGGAGCACCGAGGAUUCUUAGCACUGGUCCCAGAACUCCAAGAUCUCUUCAAGUCCACGGAGAUUGAUGACCAUCGCUGGUUCAUGCAUAUGUACCGCGAGGCGCCGUCGGUGGAGAUCUGUAUGAAAGUCCUCGUGGCCACCGGCCUCGGGGCGAUUCCACCCGCAGCGAACGUUGAGGAGCCGCAGCAGCCAGUCGCAGCAACACCACGGAUCUACAGGCCCGGCCCUGCGCCAGAGGUGCUGCCUCAACCAUCCCCCGAGCCUGCGCCGUUGCGACUGCAGGCUCUGCCGGAUUUGCGGCAGCGAGCCACGAAAGCACAGCCACAGGGCAUUGUCUGGGAUGGGCAGCCAGCGGCGAAGCGCGUGAUCAGCGCAGUGCCUCUUUGUCUGGGCUCGCCGCAAUCCAACCGGGACUGCCUGGAGGAUGGCUCCCGUGACUACGAGCUUCCCCCCCGGCCAGGCCUUCAGGACUAUUCCCCGGCCCUUUCCGGGUUCCAAGCAAUUGGAGCCAGCGACGGCUUGCAGAAGGUUCCACUGCCACCUGGGCGCGCCAGGUCGAACCCUCGGCCGAAGGGACGUCACAAGAAGCCGAAGCCGGAGAUGGUCGUCGUCUCUAUGGCCUCGCCGGACAUGGAGGAGGAAGCGGCACCCGAGUUCGGCUACCAGAGCCUUUUCGUUAGCCUCGGCACCAAGUAG
This is a messenger RNA of Symbiodinium sp. CCMP2456, 4311 nucleotides long. Lineage: Eukaryota; Dinophyceae; Suessiales; Symbiodiniaceae. The record is from the annotation of a GenBank genome assembly.